AUGAACAUUCUGAUUGAGUUUCUUGCACUUUUGGUCUUGUUUUGUCCACCUUGUUUAGCUAAACAAACCAACUUCACUGAUUACGCUGCUUUACUAGCAUUUAAGUCUAGCCUUUUAUUGGAACCUCACAACAUUUUGUCCAAAAACUGGACCUCAGAAACACACUUGUGCAGCUGGUAUGGAGUUUCUUGCUUGAACCAGAGAGUUAGAGGUUUGCAACUUCCUAAUUUGGCCAUUCAAGGAAGUAUUGUUUCAGACAUUGGCAACUUGACUCAACUUGCUGUUCUUGAUCUUAGUAGCAAUGACUUGAACGGCAAUUUGCCAAGUGAAUUGGGCUUCUUGCAACAACUGAGACUUCUGAAUCUGACCGGGAAUUCUCUUCAAGGAACCAUUCCUCCAAACUUAAGCCGUUGUCACUUACUUCAACAACUUCAUUUAUCAGAUAACAUGAUCAAAGGAAGUAUACCCCAAGAACUUGGCCUUUUAAACCAACUCGGGUUUUUGCGUCUCAACAACAAUAACCUCACAGGCAAGAUUCCAUCUUUAUUAGGAAACUUAUCAAAGCUAGAAUACUUUUAUCUACAUGAAAAUGAUGAUUUGGAGGGUGAAAUACCAUCUGAACUAGGAUUGCAAAUUGUAGAUUUGUCCAUAAAUACCUUCUCAGGGGAACUUCCAAGUGAUUUGGGUAAUUAUCUUCCUAUCUUUGAGCGUCUUUUUCUGGACAGCAAUAGGAUAACUGAGAAAAUCCCUGCUUCUCUAUCUAAUGAAUCAAAGCUUAUCUCUUGUUCACUGAAAAUGAUAUGCAAGGAAAUAUUCCAAGUGAGUUUGUGGGGAUUUACAUCUGCAAUAUGCAAUGCCUCAAAGCUUGUGUAUCUUGAAGUUGCAAACAAUAGUUUUAGUGGACAAAUUCCCAUGAUGUUAGGUAACCUGGUGCACCUUAAGAAUCUUAAUCUGCAAAACAAUUUAUUGGGAAACAAGCCUGGAGCCACAUAUCUUGACUUCCUGAAUUCAUUGGUAAAUUGCAGGAAUCUCGAGUACCUAAUUCUUGAAUCUAAUCCUUUGAAUGGAAUGUUUCCGGAAUCAAUAGGAAAUUUAUCAAGCAAAAUGAAGGUCCUUCCUGCAGCGAAUUGUGGGAUUAGAGGCAGUAUUCCAAUAAGCCUUGGAAACUUAAGUAGCUUGAUUUACCUGGGAUUAGCAAAUAAUAACCUUGUCGGUAAUGUGCACCCCUCCUUUGUUGGCCUGCAAAACCUGGAAAGGCUGUACCUCACUGGAAAUAAAUUACAAGGGCCUUUUCCAACUGAACUGUGCAGCAUACAAAGAUUAGGUGUUUUGCACUUCGGAGAAAACAGAAUGUCAGGAUCAAUACCUUCAUGUAUUGGUAAUCUGACUGAAUUAAGAGAAAUGUCAAUUGCUGCCAACAAUUUCAACUACAACUUACCUUCAAGUUUCUGGAGAUUAAUAAAACUUGACGGUCUGAACUUGUCCAAAAACCUGCUGCAUGGUUUUUUACCUUCUGAUGUUGGAAACCUGAAAGCAGUGAACAUCAUGGACCUCUAUUUUAAUAAGUUUUUUGGUGAAAUACCCAAUUCCAUAGGGUCACUUCAAAAUCUAGUUUCACUAGAUAUGUAA
This is a messenger RNA of Nicotiana tabacum (common tobacco), 1629 nucleotides long. NCBI's taxonomy places the organism in Eukaryota, Viridiplantae, Streptophyta, Magnoliopsida, Solanales, Solanaceae. The record is from RefSeq and is a predicted model, not a curated record.